GAUUUCGCAGCGGCCACUAAAUCCAUUAUUAAGCAGCUUGCUGUGGAUCUAGAGCGUAUACAUGGGUUGGGAGUGAGAAAAAUAGCUGUUACAGCAAUAGGGCCCCUGGGAUGUCUGCCCCGCAUGACUUCAUUUCUUUCAUAUCAGAAUUGUAGUGAAGUUGCCAAUUUGGUUUCAAUUUUCCAUAACCAGAUUUUGCGUCAAAAAGUUGAAGAGUUGAACAAGGAGACUAAGAAAUCUUCAUUUGUAAUCUUGGAUCUUUAUAACGCAUCUCUGUCUGCAAUUAUGCUCCCAAAACACCAUCAAGGAUACUCGACACUCCAGAUUAAUCCACUGAAGCCGUGUUGUGUUGGGGUGAGCAAGGAAUACCCAUGUGGGAGUGUGGAUGAGAGUGGAGCAAAGAAGUACAUUGUAUGUGAUAAGCCCAAACUUUCUUUCUUUUGGGACACGAUUCACCCUUCGCAGAAUGGCUGGCAUGAAGUUUAUUCCGCUAUAAAAUCUUCUCUUCGUCAAUUGUAUUUGUGAUUUAUUGUGUAGUUUA
Molecule: messenger RNA, 541 nt
Organism: Prunus mume (Japanese apricot)
Lineage: Eukaryota; Viridiplantae; Streptophyta; Magnoliopsida; Rosales; Rosaceae
Source: RefSeq, a predicted model, not a curated record